This is a messenger RNA of Thermothelomyces thermophilus ATCC 42464, 1973 nucleotides long. RefSeq lists its product as uncharacterized. Bases 142 to 1527 code for a protein of 461 amino acids. The record is from RefSeq and is a predicted model, not a curated record. Lineage: Eukaryota; Fungi; Ascomycota; Sordariomycetes; Sordariales; Chaetomiaceae. The transcript has 2 exons.
CAGAAAGCCCGCAGCACGCCACGGGACGUACUAAUAAAUGACACAUUAUCUUGGUUCUCCCUCUUUUGACUUUUUUCUUUACUCCUGCGCAACCCGAUCAAUCACGUACUCUAACACGGAUCCGGCAACGCAGACGAGGCUAUGGGAAACAACCCGAACCAGACGCCCCUGCUCUUCAACGACGUGUAUUUUAGUCGUUGGGAGCAGCAGAUAUUUCCGUCCCCGUCCGUAUGGGCGCCGUUUCCCCGCCUCCCAGCCGAACUGCGUCUGCGCAUCUGGCUGCUUCCUCUCCAGCAGCACCGCAUGAUUGAGGUCGAUCUCCACCCUAAUACCACCGGCGACAACGAUACUCCCCAGUACGCCGACCGUAACCAUCUCGGUCGGAUUGUCAGCGGCCGGAGCCGGAGCUACACCUCCCGUCUCCGGGGCCGCGGAUCCUAUGCGCCGUCCCUCACCCCACUCCUCCGCGUCAGUCGCGAGGCGAGGGCAGCCGCGCUCAGCUUCUACCACAUACAUCUGCCCUUAGGUACAGGGCAAGUGCUAUACCUCAGCUCGGAGUACGACGUCGUCUACGUCCGACCCCGGCGGCCUAAACCUAUUAGGCGGCCGCCGGAGUACGACCCCCAACCCGAAUUCGGUGCCAUCCUCGUCGACUUUUUACACGACGCCCGAGCCUACGAUUACAAGGACCAAGGAGUUAGACACCUCGCACUAGACGGAGAGAUUCGCCACUACCUGCUCGGCUGGUUCGAGGAGCGCGUGAAUUUGACCCCGGAAAUGCUCCACCCGGCCGCAGCGACGUCGUUUGCCGAUAUCCUCCGCCAUAAGCUCCGUUCCCUGCUCUGCCUCGUCAAUUUCCGGGGUUUUACGAGGGGCAUGGGCGCCCCCCCACUCGGGGGCGGGUGGCGCUCCCACUUCGCCCAAACGUUCCCCCUCCGUCGACGAGGCCAUGUGACAGGGGCCUUCCACUGGCUCCAAGCCGACCCGCGACCUGGCGUUGAGCUCGACCUCCGCCAGGUCCCUAUCAUGGAUGAUCCCCAUCUGAUGUUGCGAAACUGGCGGCGACUAGAACACCUUUUCGGAGUGACGAGAAAUCAGCAAGCCAGCCGAGAAAACGAUGACGACUGCGGAUUCUGCCUUUAUGUCUGCGCCACCCAGGAAUGGUCAACUCCAGACAUGCGGCGGAUGGAUUGGGCCGGGACGUGGAAUGUACGGGAGAUGAAAGCAGAGGCGGAGGCAGUGUGGUCGCGGGACGAGCUGGCGCAGUACCUCCAAUACGAGGCCGAGGAUUGGGACGAGAAGCGCUGGUACCCCGCCCACGUCUUCGGGAGCACCGUCCAAUAUCCAAAGUAUAGCUCCGACUCUCGAGAGGAGGCGGAAAUAUUUGAGGCGAUGGAGAAGCUGCCCUGCACGGCCAUCGGCAUGUGGCUUUUCCCUGCCGAAGCUUUCCCGCCGCCCACCAUUCCCCAGCUGCUCUCUUUCAACCUUUCGGCCGUCCGCCCCAGUCUACUUCUAUUUCAGGUUUAACAGCAGCUAGAAUCUCGCCGAGUCAUUUAGGCAGGUUCGUUGCACGGGCAGCAGCCGAGCAUCGUAGAGGCCUGCUCGGGGCUUAGCUAGGCUUAGCCUUGUAGGUAACAGUUAGCCAAAGGUAUAACGUGUAACGGUCCACGCGUUGGCUUAAUUUACUGCACAAGGCAUAGGAGGAAUGACCGGAUUGCUUCGAAUAGGGAGGGGAAAGGAGAAAGCUAAAUGACAGGAGGAGCGAGGACGGCUUUUGACAUACAGUGGUGCGCAGAGAAUCGUCUGAAUUGAAUGGAUUGAAUUAAGCUAAAGAGAAGAAAGUAGCUGGUAGGUUGGAGUAAUAGUUGUGAUUGCUAACCGGAGAACUCUCGAACGGGAUCUCGUCCGGCAAAACAUCAGGCGAGCGUUAGGCCGAGGCAGCUACGUCAGCAACCGCAGUCGUGCAACACGUC